Messenger RNA from Lycium barbarum (goji berry), 423 nucleotides. Its product is annotated as oleosin Ara h 15.0101-like. The transcript has a single exon. Lineage: Eukaryota; Viridiplantae; Streptophyta; Magnoliopsida; Solanales; Solanaceae. The record is from RefSeq and is a predicted model, not a curated record. Gene Ontology annotation, biological process: lipid storage. Bases 1 to 423 code for a protein of 140 amino acids. Gene Ontology annotation, cellular component: membrane; monolayer-surrounded lipid storage body.
AUGUCUGAUCAGCAGAAAGCACUCCGUAGAUCACCUCCAAAUUACGAAGGCAUGAGGUUCAUGGCAGCAGGAACACUUGGUGCUGCGUUGCUAGGCUUGUCCAGUCUUACCUUUGCAGGAACAGUUAUAUUUCUGAUCCUUUCCGCUCCAUUCCUGAUCCUGUUCAGCCCAAUUCUUGUUCCGGCCGCGAUAAUUCUGGUCUUGAGCACUGCCGGUUUCUUGUUCUCUGUUGGGUCUGGCAUAGGGGGGUUAACUUCCGCAUUCUGGAUGUAUAGGAACGCCCGUGAGAGACACCUGUUUUGGGCAGACCAACUUGAUUUUACUAGGAUGAGGAUUGCAAGCAAAGCCCGGGAUAUGAAGGAAAGAACUAAAGCGGGUGGACAAGUUGUGCAGAACGAGGGCCAGGAGACUACUCAAGCCUAA